Molecule: messenger RNA, 1092 nt
Organism: Mucor velutinosus
Lineage: Eukaryota; Fungi; Mucoromycota; Mucoromycetes; Mucorales; Mucoraceae
Exons: 3
Coding region: 1-1092 (363 amino acids)
Source: RefSeq, a predicted model, not a curated record
AUGGUCAGAGCAUCAAAGAGACAGAAAUCACAUAAAAAUUACAACGACGACGACGACGACGACGAUUACAUAGCAACCAAAGCGAGCACAUUGAAAAGAAAGUGUAUAGAUGAUGAUAACCACAUGAAUCAAGAGCAACAGGACGAACAAGAGGGGUCUAAAAGAUAUCAAGAUACAGAUCCGAACCAAUGGAUCUACCAAAAGUUAGAUAUGGCUCUAGACAAGAUACACACAAUGACACAAGAGAUCACACAGCUUGUAUCUCAGGUGGGAGACUUGAAAUCUGAGAUGCAGGCCAUCAAGCUAUCGAUCCACAACAGCAAAUAUGCCAUUGCAGACGAUUUCAGCCAUUCGACUUCUAAUGAAGGUAGCACAGUUGAUAGUCCAAUACAAAAUGCGCAAAUUCCCAAAAGGGGGCACAUGAGUACGACGUCAACAACUGAAGAGAAUGUGACCAAAGGGCCAUUCCCAAAGUAUGAGCCCAUUGACAGAGUUGUGCCGCGGCCCUCAACAAAAGAGCUUACCAAUUCAAUCGGAGGAAAAUCACAUAGCUUACAGUUUACCUGCAAUCUUUACAUUGAUUUGAUCACCAAGGUACUAGGCCCAUCGUCAAAAACUGGUUUAGACUACAAGGCGAUGGUGAAAGAAGCCAUCUUAAUCACGAAAGCCGUUUUAUCUCACAUCAAAGAGGCCAACAAUAUCGAUCCUGAUCUGCGUUGGAGUCGAUUAGAUCCUACCGUCAAGCUGGACGCCUAUAGAAAACUAGAAGCAGCUACCGAACAUUUGUUGCCACUGAAGGUUUGCUCCGAGUUUUGGGGAGCUCAUGUAUUGAUUAGCAAUUUCUGGCUCAAACGCAAGAAAAAGAGUAGCAGUAACGAUAAGAGCAAUACCACUAAUACGCCAACAUCACAUCACAAACGAAAGAAACUCGCCACACCCUAUAUGGAUGCUGACACACAUACACUACCACCACCACCACCUGCUUUACCUUCCACCUCACAUGAUUCCACUACCACAACUAACGCUACCCAAUACGAUGCGAAAAGACAAAAGCCGAAAGCCUUUAGUAUUCCAUUCUUGACACAUCAAUAA